AACAACAAUAACAGGGUCUACAACAACGGCAACUGAAUCCACAACUGCAGGGUCUACAACAACAACAACGGAAUCCACAACUACAACAACAGCAUCUACAACGUCAACAACAUCAACCACAAGGUCUACAACAGCAACACCAUCAACUGAAUCGCCAACAACAAUAACAGGGUCUACAACAGCAACACCAUCAACUGAAUCGCCAACAACAAUAACAGGGUCUACAACAGCAACACCAUCAACUGAAUCGCCAACAACAAUAACAGGGUCGACAACAGCAACACCACCAACUGAAUCGCCAACAACAAUAACAGGGUCUACAACAGCACCACCAUCAACUGAAUCGCCAACAACAAUAACAGGGUCUACAACAACGACAACUGAAUCCACAACUGCAGGGUCUACAACAACAACAACGGAAUCCACAACUACAACAACAGAAUCUACAACGUCAACAACAUCAACCACAAGGUCUACAACAGCAACACCAUCAACUGAAUCGCCAACAACAAUAACAGGGUCUACAACAACGGCAACUGAAUCCACAACUGCAGGGUCUACAACAACAACAACGGAAUCCACAACUACAACAACAGGUUCGACAUCAACGCCAACUGAAUCCCCUACUACAAUAACAGGAUCUAAAACGACAACAACUAAAUCCACAUCUGCAGGGUCUAGAACAACAACGGAAUCCACGACUACAACAACAGAAUCUACAACGUCAACAACAGCAACCACAGGGUCUACAACAACACCAUCAACUGAAACCCCAGCAACAACAACAGGGUCUACAACAACGCCGACUGAAUCCCCAACUACAUCAACAGGGUCUACAACAACGGCAACUGAAUCCACAACUGCAGGGUCUACAACAACAACAACGGAAUCCACAACUACAACAACAGCAUCUACAACGUCAACAACAUCAACCACAAGGUCUACAACAGCAACACCAUCAACUGAAUCGCCAACAACAAUAACAGGGUCUACAACAGCAACACAAUCAACUGAAUCCCCAACUACAUCAACAGGGUCUACAACAGCAACAUCAUCAACUGAAUCGCCAACAACAAUAACAGGGUCUACAACAACGACAACUGAAUCCACAACUGCAGGGUCUACGACAACAACAACGGAAUCCACAAGUACAACAACAGAAUCUACAGCGUCAACAACAUCAACAACAAGGUCUACAACAGCAACACCAUCAACUGAAUCGCCAACAACAAUAACAGGGUCAACAACAGCAACACCAUCAACUGAAUCGCCAACAACAAUAACAGGGUCUACAACUACGACAACUGAAUCCACAACUACAGGGUCUACAACGACAACUGAAUCCACAACUACAACAACAGGAUUUACAACAUCACCAACUCAGUCAACAACAGCAACCACAAGGUCUUCAACAGCGUCAACUGAAUCCACAACUACAGGGUCAACAAUAACACCGUCUGAAUCAACAACGACCACACCAGGGUCUAGAGCAACAACAACUGAAUCACCACCAACAACAACAAUAGCAACCACAAGCUCUACAACAACAUCAACUGAAACCACGACUACAUUGUCUACAAUAACACCAUCUGAAUCCACAACUACAACAACAACUGCAGUAAUAACUGCGAGUACAACGUCUGCCCCUGCUGAUCAGCAAGCAUCAGGAACGACAACUAAAUCAACAACAGCAAUCACAGAAUCUACAAGAACACCAACUGAAUCUACAACUGCAAGAUCAAUUGAAUCCUCAACUUCAAGAUCAACAAUAACAUCAUCUCCAUCACCAACAACAACAGAAAUAUCUUCAACAACAUCAACUGAAUUCACAACUUCAAGAUCAACAACACCAACUGAAUCAACGACAUCUGGGACAACAACGGAAUCCCCAACUACAACAACAGGAUCUACAACAACACCAAAUCAAUAUCCAUCUACAGCAACAGGAUCAACAUCACUAACUGAAUCAACAACGUCUGAAAUAACAACUGAAUCCCGAACUACAACAAAAGCAUCAACAAAGUCUACUGAAUACUUAAAUACAACAUUUUCUACAACAACAUCAUUUCAAGGCACUUCGCCGCCACCGCCCGGCUGUCCUGACUGGAAUGUAAAGCAAAAUGAGACAUUUUAUUUUUGCAACUGCUCCAUGGCCAGAUGCAUUGAGAACAACAAACUUGAAAUAGUCCCAAUUGAGUGUUCACCCAUUGAAAAAAUAACUUGCACCAAUGGAAAGGAGCCCGUUCUUGUGUUUGAUGAAUACCACUGCUGUCAACGCUAUGUUUGUGACUGUGUAUGUGAAGGCUGGGGACAUCCUCAUCACAUCACUUUUGAUGGGUUGUACUACAGUUUCCAAGGAAAUUGUUCUUAUGUUUUGAUGGAGGAGAUCACACCAAAAUUUAACCUGAAGAUUCAUAUUGACAAUAUGUUUUGUGAUCCCAUUGAUGAUGUUUCCUGUUCCCGAUCAAUAACUGUAUUCUACGGAUCACUGGUGGUCAAACUGAUCAAUGGUAAUCUUAAUGGAGCUCCACAGUUAGAGGCAUUAAAAAAUUCUUCGGAUAGGCUGAAGUUGCCAUAUUCACACCACAAUGUUACAAUAGCAAAUUCUGGUAUAGCACUGAUCUUGAAAAUCUCUCAACUGGACGUGGUUAUUUCAUUUGGAAGGACAGGCUUCAGAGUUCAUCUUCCAUUUCAACAUUUUGGCAGUAACACAAAGGGUCACUGUGGAACAUGUACCAACAAUCAGGCCGAUGACUGCAUGUUGCCUGGAGGACGGCUUGUGAAGAAUUGCACUGCAAUGGCUGGUCAUUGGGGCGAUGAAAAAGCUAACUGCAAAAGGCCACCAGCAUUGCCCAUGAACACACCUGAGCCCCCACAUGAACUUAGCCCAUGCAGGAAUGAUUCCUUAUGUGAGCUGCUCAAAAGCAAACAGAGUGUUUUUGCAGAGUGCCAUGACCUUGUUUCGCCAGACAAUUUCUACCAAGGUUGCGUUUUCGAUGGCUGCCGUGCUUCGGAACCAGCCUUGGAGUGCACAAGUCUGGAGACUUAUGCUGCUGCCUGUGCUGAGGCAGGAGUGUGCAUCCACUGGAGGAACCACACAAGCAUAUGUGAAAUUGAUUGCCCAUCGAACAAAAUACACAAGCCAUGUGGUCCCGUGGAACAACAAACCUGUGAAGACAAUCCCAACAAGCUGACCACGGACGUCAUGACAGAGGGUUGUUUUUGUCCUGAUGGAAUGAAACUGUUCAACAAAUACUCCAACAUAUGUGUUGAAAAGUGUGGGUGUCUUGAUCCUGAGCGCAUUCCUCGGGAGUUUAAUGAAAAGUUUGAAUACAAAUGCCAAGACUGCGUCUGUGAAGAGUCCAUGACUGUGACUUGCAAGCCAAAGGUGUGUCCAAUACCAGCUACAUCCCGCUGCACCACCGCAGGGUUCAUCCUUGUCAACCAAACCAGUCCGUUGGAUCCCUGCUGCUUCGACCGCGUUUGCCAGUGUCAAAUCAACUCUUGCCCAGUUUCCAAUAUGAGCUGCCCAACUGGAUAUAGACUGACCAUCAGUGUUCCUAAGGGAAAAUGUUGUCCAGAACAUACAUGUGAGCCGAAAAGAGUUUGUGUGGACAGAGAUAUUGAAUACCCGCCUGACUCUCCAGUUCCUCGGGGUUCAUGUGAGAAAUGCAUGUGUGCAACAAAUACCACCACCUCCGGUGGUCUGCUUGCAGUGUCUUGUGUGCACCAACAAUGUAAAACAAACUGUACAAAGGGUUAUACAUAUAUGGAACCUGAUUCCAGCAAAUGCUGUGGGAAGUGUGUACAGACUCACUGCAUCAUCAAUGUUACAGAUAUUCAGCAGCUCCUCCAGGAAGGCGAAACAUGGUCACUACCCGGGAAUAAGUGUGAGUUAUAUACCUGUGUUAGGAAGGGAGACAAAUUAACAACAGUUAAUUCAAACAUUACCUGCCCGCCAUUCGUAGAGAGCAACUGCCAUCCUGACACAAUUCAGACUGCAGCGGAUGGCUGCUGUAAAACCUGCAUGGAGAAGCAGAAGACCUGCAGGUUAAUACCUAUGAAAACAAACAUCACUGUAAAAGGCUGCAGCUCAAGCGACGAGGUUGAUAUGCCAUAUUGCGAGGGAUCCUGCAACACUUUUACCAGAUAUUCUCAAUCAGCGGAUGCUUUGCAGCAUUCUUGUGCCUGUUGUAAAGAGACGCGCUCCACUGAACGUACCAUUAAACUCGUUUGUGAUUCUGCCGAACCGAGGACCUUCUCGUACAUUUUUGUGGAGCAGUGUGGUUGUGGCGACAGAAACUGCACCAGUACAGCUGCGUCACCGACACGCAAGAGGCGAAGCUUCACACUGACCUGAUGAAAUACUUCAAUCAUGGAGUCAUGAGUGACAAACACUCAUUUCCACAAUAUACUAACAAUCAUCUAGUUCCUAAUCAUUUUCAUUAAAAUUGUAGUAGUAAGUUUUUAGUUUCAAUCCGGUGAUUAAAUAAAGAUAUGC
This is a messenger RNA of Salarias fasciatus (jewelled blenny), 4501 nucleotides long. Its product is annotated as intestinal mucin-like protein. Gene Ontology annotation, molecular function: protein binding. The record is from RefSeq and is a predicted model, not a curated record. Lineage: Eukaryota; Metazoa; Chordata; Actinopteri; Blenniiformes; Blenniidae. The transcript has 20 exons. The coding region runs from base 2150 to 4360 and encodes 736 amino acids.